Molecule: messenger RNA, 599 nt
Organism: Lindgomyces ingoldianus
Lineage: Eukaryota; Fungi; Ascomycota; Dothideomycetes; Pleosporales; Lindgomycetaceae
Exons: 3
Coding region: 69-557 (162 amino acids)
Source: RefSeq, a predicted model, not a curated record
CUCCACCCUUCCUUUUCCCUUGUAGAGCUCCUUGUCAGCCCUUUAAACUCUCCCUUUACCAUCCUAUCAUGGUUCUUCGGUCGGUAAGGGCCCAUAUCUACACCAUUCAAAUACCUUGCUCCUACCGCUCGUUUCACAGCAGACUCGCAAAAUUUGUUACUAUAAAUGCCAAAGGGUUCCCAACCGAACGGGAAGUUAGCAUUCGAGUUGGCGAUGACCACGAGGCAUACGUGCUCGUGCCUACAGAUGUUGGCACUGCUAUAAAGGCAGGCUGUGCAUUGCAACAGGGAUUUUCACAUAACACGGACUCCGAGCAUUUGCUGUUCCAUCACGAUACUCGACGCUUCACUUGCACGUCGGCUCCAUAUCCGCAGCUUUCAAUCGAUCACGAUCUGCCUCGUCAAUCAAACUCUAAAACUAGCCCUGCUACAUUAUAUCUGUUUGGAGCUACACAUACAAUUGCCUUAGAUAAGACACCAGACGCUGAAUUUGCAAAAGAGUCUCAAGAGACGUGGCGCGAAAUGAAGCCGGUGUUAGAUAACCUCAAGGAUAUGUAGUCUGUCGAGGUUACGGGUAUGCGCAGAAUCCCCUCAUCACCU